Messenger RNA from Ictalurus punctatus (channel catfish), 2718 nucleotides. RefSeq names its product calcium binding and coiled-coil domain 1b (gene calcoco1b). The transcript is spliced from 15 exons. The record is from RefSeq and is a predicted model, not a curated record. Lineage: Eukaryota; Metazoa; Chordata; Actinopteri; Siluriformes; Ictaluridae. The coding region runs from base 365 to 2011 and encodes 548 amino acids.
ACGCACGUGCGUUUUGUUAUUGUUGUGGAAGGUGUGGAGUUUUUCUGCUGGCACUUCAGCAUCAAUUUAUAUGAUAACAAACCCACUCCUGACUCUACAUCACACACACACACACACACACACACACACACACACACACACACACACACACACACACAAGUACUCCCAAUUUCAGUAUCAACAAGCAGUUCUGAAGAAUCAAAAUAAAUUCUUUCCAGAAAGGACUGUCAGAUAUCCAGGGAAUGUUGGAAAGUAGAACAUUUUAACCCGUGUAUGUUAUUCUCACUGCUUCAGCACAUUGUUGAUUCCCCCUCAUGUUCCUGUUCUUUGAAGCUCCAUCUUCUCUCUGACUCUCUGACUCGCCAUGGACAAGGAAGAGCGUUGGAAGGUGAAGUUCAGGAACGUCGCACAGACGUAUUUCCCUCAGACCAGAGUGGAAUGUCGCUAUACGCUGAGCUGUGAACACAACUGGAGCUGUCGUGACUGGAUCGGUCUCUUCAAGGUCGGCUGGACGUCAGUGAGAGAUUAUCAUACUUACGUUUGGGCUCUUGCUCCUGAAGAUUACUCACCGGGGACAGACGUGAACUGCAGCAUCCUCUUCCACCCCUCUUAUCUGCCGAACCCUGGCGCUACAGCGUACCAGUUUGUGUAUGUCGAUGAGCUGGGUGAGAUUUGUGCCCUAAGUCCUCAGUUCACCUUCAGUGCUCCAAAACCUCUGGAUGACCUGGUGACUCUGGAGGAGGAGAGAAAUGGAGAGGAAGGAAACGAAGGAGACGACAUGCUGUUUGUAGUGCCGAAAGCUCAGAUACUGCAGAGCCAUCUAGAAGCCUGUCAGAAAGAACUGUCGCUGUUACAGAAGGAGCUUGGAGCGUCCAGCAUGGAACUGGAGAAACACAGAGAGAGAAACGAGAUGGAGAGGAAGGACUUCGAAGAGGAACGAGCAGAGAUGAGGAACGAGAUCAAAGACCUGAGAGAGCGACUGAGAUCCAGCGUGGAGACGAUCGAAAGAAUGGAGGAGAAACAAAAGGAUGUGUUAAAGUCUCGUGAAAACAUUUCAGUGGAGUUUAGCAGCUUGUUAACAGAAAGAGCUGAAAAUCACCAACGAAUCAAAGACCUGGAGGAGGACGUGAGCAGCUUAGUGCAACAGAAACAAGACACUGAGGCCGAGUUAGAGAGGAUGAAAGAGAGAGUUAAAAAGCUGACGAUGCAAAGGAAGGAGGAGGAGGACGAGAGGAGGAGUUUACAGAUGGAGGGUAAACGUUGUCGUGAGGAGCUGCGGGUUCUUCAGGAGCGUCUAGAGAACAGCGAGCGUGGUGCAGAGGUGUUACGGAGAGACCUGAGUGAACUCGGAGCGCUGCAGAGCCAGAACCAGACCGAGCUUCACCAGAUCCGACUGCAGGCGGCUCAAACCACGCUGCAGCUCUCACAGGCCAACCUGAACCUCCGAGAAGGACAAGCGGCGUGGGCUAAAGAACGAGAGAACCUGAGGAAGAAUACACAGCUGGAUAAGGAACGUGUCCAAAAACUGAGUCAUGAGCUGCAGAAGAAGGAAGAAUGGCUCCAGGAAGAACGAACAGAGAGAGAGAAACUGGAGCUGGAGCUCGGGAUCGAGAAAGCGUGCAACCGGGAGCUGCGAGCGAGUGUCAGAGCCCUGCAGAAGGAGCAAGAGCAGCAGCAGCUGGAGAAACAGGAGCUCGUGGAUCAUAUCCGAGUGUUCCGGCUGCGCUUGGAGAGGGAGCGGGAUGCUGUGUGGAAUAAAGCAGCGUCUGGCAGCAGGACUGUGGUGAACAGUGACGGUGCCUCUUCAGCUCUGCAGAAUUCGGACUGUAAAGAAGUGGAAGAAGGUGAAGGAGUGAAUCUGCAGAUGGAGGAGGAUGAGGACGAAACCACGCAGCAGGAAACACACAGCACACACACGGAUGGGGGAGAGAAUUUGGAGAGAGAACCACAGACUCCAUCUGAGAUCAAUGAGAACAUACUGAGUGAGAUUGCUGAUGCCCCCUUGUGGUGAAAUGUGGAAAUGAAGCACGAAAACACGCCCAACGGGAAACCUGAUGUCCAUGGUUAAUAUCAGCAACAACACAUCAUGUGCUUGAAAGGCGUGUAUCAUGUCAAAAACAGAAUUGUGCAAGUUUACUUUGUGAGUGUGUGUUUUAUAGUGUGAAAUUUUGUGUGUUAUUUAUUUUCUGAAUGUGUGUGAGAUUUCUACUUGCUGAAUAAAAGUUUCUGAAUUUAUUCUGACAUUAUAAAUCCAAUCAAACCCAAAUAUCACUAUAUCAGACUCCUGUAGCGCAGAAUAAUCUGCUAAUUAAUUAUCUUAGAGUCAGAUUAUAAUUAUUAGGCGUGUAAUGGCCAGCCGAUUUGGAUCGAUGCACUGAUUUAGAUGACUUCAAACCAGUAUUAUAUAUAUAUAUAUAUAUAUAUAUAAAUAUAUAUAUAUAUAUAUAUAUAUAUAUAUAUAUAUAUAUAUAUAUAUAUAUAUAUACACACAAUUCAUAUAUUUAAACUGAUAUGUAAAUUUGUCCGUAAAUAUUCCUUCUCUACAUCAUCGUAGCUGCGAUAUAUUGAAUCGUUGUCCUAUGAACUGGAAUCGUACGUAAUCAUGCGGAAGCCUGAGGUUUACACUCCUAAUAAUUACCGCAUGAACACACUAAUGAAGAGGUUUUUAAGUUAUUUUCUUUGUGAAUGAAGUUGUUAAUAAAAUGGUUUAUUUAUUGA